This is a messenger RNA of Oncorhynchus nerka (sockeye salmon), 741 nucleotides long. RefSeq names its product keratin-associated protein 5-1-like. The record is from RefSeq and is a predicted model, not a curated record. NCBI's taxonomy places the organism in Eukaryota, Metazoa, Chordata, Actinopteri, Salmoniformes, Salmonidae. The transcript has a single exon. Bases 1 to 741 code for a protein of 246 amino acids.
AUGGGCUGUGCCAGAGACAGUAUGGGCUGUGCCAGAGACCGUAUGGGCUGUGCCAGAGACCGUAUGGGCUGUGCCAGAGACUGUAUGGGCUGUGCCAGAGACCGUAUGGGCUGUGCCAGAGACAGUAUGGGCUGUGCCAGAGAUCGUAUGGGCUGUGCCAGAGACCGUAUGGGCUGUGCCAGAGAUCGUAUGGGCUGUGCCAGAGACCGUAUGGGCUGUGCCAGAGACCGUAUGGGCUGUGCCAGAGAUCGUAUGGGCUGUGCCAGAGACAGUAUGGGCUGUGCCAGAGACAGUAUGGGCUGUUCCAGAGACCGUAUGGGCUGUGCCAGAGACCGUAUGGGCUGUGCCAGAGACAGUAUGGGCUGUGCCAGAGACCGUAUGGGCUGUGCCAGAGACCGUAUGGGCUGUGCCAGAGACCGUAUGGGCUGUGCCAGAGACAGUAUGGGCUGUGCCAGAGACCGUAUGGGCUGUGCCAGAGAUCGUAUGGGCUGUGCCAGAGACCGUAUGGGCUGUGCCAGAGACAGUAUGGGCUGUGCCAGAGACCGUAUGGGCUGUGCCAGAGACUGUAUGGGCUGUGCCAGAGACAGUAUGGGCUGUGCCAGAGACAGUAUGGGCUGUGCCAGAGACUGUAUGGGCUGUGCCAGAGACAGUAUGGGCUGUGCCAGAGACCGUAUGGGCUGUGCCAGAGAUCGUAUGGGCUGUGCCAGAGACUGUAUGGGCUGUGCACGCGGAGGAAGGUAG